This is a messenger RNA of Malassezia restricta, 2412 nucleotides long. RefSeq names its product protein phosphatase 4 regulatory subunit 3. The record is from RefSeq and is a predicted model, not a curated record. Gene Ontology annotation, biological process: DNA damage response; protein dephosphorylation. Gene Ontology annotation, cellular component: protein phosphatase 4 complex; nucleoplasm. The transcript has a single exon. NCBI's taxonomy places the organism in Eukaryota, Fungi, Basidiomycota, Malasseziomycetes, Malasseziales, Malasseziaceae. Gene Ontology annotation, molecular function: protein phosphatase activator activity. Bases 1 to 2412 code for a protein of 803 amino acids.
AUGUGUGGUCAUCGUGAGGCGGCCACGUCGCCCACGGAUCACGAGAAACAAGGCACGGCUGAUGAAGCAGCUGUGCCACUGUCGCUGUCGUCCACGACCUCUCGCGGCGCGUAUCACCAGUGUGGGUCAGGUCGACGCGUCAAGCUGUACGUCCUGGAGCACCAGGCAUGGGCCGACCGUGGGACGGGGUACUGUGCGAGUGUGUAUGACCAGGACAGAGGCGAGGCGUUGCUGGUGGUGCGCAAAGAAGAAUGCUGUGAGUCGCUGGGUGAGGUGGCGGACGCGGCGGCGACACCGGACUCGUCUGGACCGGAAUAUAUGGUGGUCGUGAGUGAGUCGCUUGAAACGGACGACUAUCUUCUCCAUGCGCCUGUGAUCAAGGAAGACGUGUACCAGCGGCAGCACGACACGCUGAUGGUGUGGACAGACCUGGAGGGUCAGGACAUGGCGCUCUCGUUCCAGGAGCUGGAGGGCUGCCAUGAGAUUUGGGGCUUUGUGACUGAGGUGCAACAGCAUUUUGCUAUAAGCCAGGGCCUUGACUUUGAGAAGCAGGAGCCGCUGCCGCCUUUUGAUCUGCCUGCGCCUACGCCUUCGGCCCUGCCAUCGAUCCGGGACAAGCUGCAUGAAUCGUCGCUGCACAGCUCAGCGAUGCGCGAGAACAUCGUCGAGUGGCUUUUGCGCGAAGAAUAUGUGCGGAAGCUGGUGCCGCUGUUUGAGCAGGCGGAAGCCCUGCAAGACAUGUCGUCAUUGCACGCUUUGUACGGGAUCAUGCAGACGCUCUUCACGAUCAACGACAAUCUGAUCACAGAGUACGUGCUGCAGGACCACGACGUGUACUUUGCUGUGGCAGGCAUGCUGGAGUACCGCCCUGAUGCCCCGAAAGAGGCGCACCGCGCGUACCUACGUGACGAGUCGCGCUUCCACCAGAUCAUCGAGUUUGAUGAUCCGUCGAUCGUAUCCAAAAUCAAGGAGACGUUUCGACUCAUAUACCUCAAAGAUGUCAUGCUCGUGAGCUUUAUGGACGAGGCGAUGCUAGCGAUGCUCAACUCGCUGCUGUUCUUCUACCAGAAUGACAUUGUACACUACUGCCUCCACAGCGAGCGUGUGUGGGAACAGAUCCGCCGUGUAUUUUAUCAAGAUAAUCGCACGUGGGACGUGAUCCUCUUUCUCCAGCAGCUGUGCCACAUGUCUCGUCAGCUGCAGCUCACGAGCCGCGUGAGUUUGAUACGCAGCCUCGUCGAGGCCGGUAUCCUCGAUAUGGUCUCGUAUGCUCUCACCCAGCCGGAUACGUGCCAUGCCGCAACAGACAUACUCAUGAUCAUGAUCGAGUUCGACGCGUCGUGCGUGCGGACGCAUAUCCUGAACACGUGUCCCAGCGACAUGGACGCACGCUCGCCCUUGUUCCAUACCCUCGUGCGUGUAUUCCACGAGACUCACGAUACCGGGCUGUGCGGCCAGAUGAACGAGGCUUGGCGUUUGCUCAUGGAUGCGAACAUCGACGGCAUGGGCAUGUUGGCUCAUCAGGACGACUUGGACGCGUAUCUCGCCUGGAUGUUUCAGGGACCCAUCCAGGAUCUGUUUGCGCCGCUAUACCAGGUCCCCCGACUCUCGACCCUCGCAUGGGACGAGCCGCUGUCGCUCAGCUCGCACGACCAGAUGCUGUAUCUUCACCUGUGUGACCUGUGGUGCUGUGUCAUGACGCAGCACCCCCAUCGCAGUCGACACUAUGUGCUGGCAUCCGAUGCGUGCAGCCACAUUGGCUCGCUGCUGCAUGUGCGUGAUAAACACAUGCGCCUCGCUGCCCUGCGUGUGCUGCGUGCCUAUGCCGCGAGCCAGGACCUGGAUCUGUAUCAGCACCUCAUUGAUACCCAGGUGCUGGGGCACGUGUUGGCCCUGCUCCAGCGCGAAGCGCCCCGCGACAACCUUGUAUCGUCGGCGUGCCAGAGUGUGUUGGAGCAGCUGCGGAAGGACCAGGCUCAUCCUGUGCUCCAGCACCUGAUACAGACGUAUGCCAGCAUGUUGUAUCAGCUGCGCAUGAAUGUCACGUCGCAUGCGUGCAUCACUGCUUUGAUCGUGCAGUGUGAGCGACAGCGACAUGCGCCGCCAACCACUGCAUCGACGACUACGCCGCCGCCGACCGCCUCGUCUGACGGUGAUCAUCAUGACGACGCCUACUUUGCUGACGAGGAGGAGGCUCCGGCUCCCCAUGUGUCAGGCACCGAGCCUUUUCCCGCACUUGUUCGUCGACGAAAACUGGGUGACGACGAGGUCGACGACGAUGACGUCUUGGAACGUGUGGCGAAACGCAAAUCGAUAUCCCACGAGCCUUUGGCUCGAAUGGAACGCCAUGCCGAGGCAUCUCCCUCCCCGCGUGCUGUCAUGGCUGACGAGCCGGCCGGAGAACGUACAUAG